This is a messenger RNA of Procambarus clarkii (red swamp crayfish), 3415 nucleotides long. RefSeq names its product protein turtle homolog B. The record is from RefSeq and is a predicted model, not a curated record. NCBI's taxonomy places the organism in Eukaryota, Metazoa, Arthropoda, Malacostraca, Decapoda, Cambaridae.
CCCGGUCUGUGUGGGCUGGGCUGGGCGGGGUGGCCAACCUGCCCUGCAACAUGACCUCUCCGCUGCCUGCGGACCCGGCUCUCCUCGUCCUCUGGUACAAGAACGGCAUCCACAAGCCCAUAUACAGUUUCGACGUGCGGAGCGGCCCACCUUCCCACUGGAAGAUCCCGUCUCACCUGGGCCACCGGGCCACCUUCCACCCGACCACGGCCACUCUCACACUGCAGAGGGUCGAGGCUGAGGACCACGGAACCUAUCGCUGCAGAGUCGACUUUAGGGUCAACCCCACCCUCACCUUCACUACCAACCUCACUGUUAUUGUUCCCCCGCGGCGCCUGGCAGUGUACACGGAGCUGGGCGUGGAGGCGCGCAGCAUCGUGGGGCCCUUCGCCGAGGGUGACACCCUUCGUCUCACCUGUCGCGCCUCGGGAGGGUCGCCGCCCCCUACUGUCACCUGGUGGGAGGGCCCGGUGCUCCUGGACAUGACCCCGGAGGUCGAGACCCUGGACCAGGUGACUAACACGCUGGUGGUGCCCUCACUCUCCCGGCGGGAUCUGCACCGGACUCUCACGUGUCAGGCGGCCAACUCCAACCUCACCGCCCCCCUCGCCACUACCGUCACCCUCGACAUGAACUUUCCGCCACUGUGGGUGCGCAUGCUGACCAGCCGGGACCCACUGAGCGCCGGCCGGCCCUACGACGUGGUGUGUCAGGCCGCUGGCUCCCGGCCCCCGGCAUCUGUCACCUGGCGCCUGGGCAACACCAGACUCAACACUCACACUGACAAGCUGAGUCAGGAGGGCAAUGUGACGACGAGCGAGCUGCGGCUGACACCAGAGGUGGCUGACGCCGGCAGGGUGCUGACGUGCCUGGCCCAGUCCCCGGCCCUCGUCUCUCUCCCUCUCCUGGACGAGUGGCGCCUCGAUGUUUACUACGUUCCCAUGUCGACGCUGUACCCGGGUCGGAACCUCAAUCUGAGCGACAUCGAAGAGGGAGACGAUGUGUACUUCGAGUGCUCCAUCAAGGCCAACCCCUGGGUCUACAAGAUUGUCUGGCUCCAUGAGGGCCAGGAGCUGCAGCACAACGUGUCAGCCGGGGUGAUCAUCAGCAACCAGAGUCUGGUGCUGCAGAGGGUGGCGAGGACGGCCUCCGGCAGCUACUACUGCGUCGCCUCCAACAUCGAGGGCGACGGACAGUCCAACCCCGUCAAGCUCAGAGUCAAGUACGCGCCCGUGUGUCGCAACCCACAGAUGACCUACCACGGCGCGGCCAGGUACGAGGAGGUAAACAUCCCCUGUCACCUAGACGCUCACCCGAGCCCCAUAGCCUUCAAGUGGACCUUCAACAACAGCGGCGAGAGUGUUGACAUUCCUCCGGACCACAUCCAGGUGUGGGAGACCGGGUCGACGGUCAGCUAUACUCCCAACACCGAGCUCGACUACGGCACCCUCCUCUGCGUGGGUACCAACGCUGUCGGCCAGCAACGCCGCCCCUGUGUGUUCCACGUCUUCCCCGCCGGUAAGCCCGACCCGGUGCACAACUGCUCGAUGUAUAACCUGUCCGUGGAGGUGGUGAACGUGCGGUGUGUGGCGGGCUUCGACGGCGGCCUGCCCCAGACCUUCAUCCUGGAGCUCUACCAGCCACACACCAAGACACUCCUCGCCAACACCACCAACUCGGUGCCGACGUUUUCAGUGGGAGGUCUGCCGGCCGGCCUGGGCUUUCGAGGUGUUGUGUACUCGACCAAUGGGAAGGGUGGCAGCGAGGAGGUCAGCCUCCAGGUGUUCACCCUCAAGGAUAUGGCGGAGAGACGCACAGCGGCCGUCAAACCCUCGCCUACUCAGAACAAGUCAUCGCAUCACAUAAGCCUCACACCGAUCAUAGCAUUAGUGUUGGGUGCCGUGGGCGGCCUCCUGCUGGUGAUCAUCGUCAUCUGUGCUGUCAUGAGAGUCCACUACGCCAGGAGAGGCGCCGUGCAGUGCCGGCUGGGCAACAUACAGCAGGAGCCCGGGAGUGGCAGCCGUGAGGACGCUGCCACCACCGCCUCUCACUCCAAGGUGUCCCCCACCACCUUCAGCGACGCCAUCCCGCCUCCGCCGCCAUCAUCACGAGACUGUGAUGAGAAGAACCCCGACGUUAUACCCCAGUCAGAGGCAGAGUCGUGGGUGGUGGAAGGUGUCAACACAAUCAGCUCUGCCUCGCUACCCUCAACCUACGCUACACUGCCCAGGGCACAGCACCUGUGCACUCUCGCUAAUUACCAGCCGUGUGCAGCCGGCGACGUACAGUAUGCUGAGCUGGUGUUAGGAGGCAGCAGCUCCAGCCCUCAGCACCCUGACCUUCACAGAGGAACGAGUAACCCUCAGCACCACGACCCCCUCAGAACUACAGCCAACCCUGCACAUCAGGACCCUCAGAGGGUGAUUUACGCCACCCUGGACCACAAGCGCAGCCAAGCUCACUACCCACCGUCACAACAACACCCAUCUUACUCAUCACAGCCCGUCACCAGCACCUCCACGCACACCCUUCACCAGUCUAACCCCACCCACAGUGGGCAGUCACAGACGGCGUCAACACCGCAUCCCCUCUGGACACCCUCCUCUGCUUCCAUAGGACGUCGGCACUCCCUCAGGCACGAUCCCCACCCUGGUGACCCGGAGGCUGUAAUUCCACUUAUCCUCAGUCAAAAGGAAAGCUCUGUAUAAAAAAAAAAGAUCUAUGGUGCUAGUGUUGUAACUGGAACCUGUGCAUAUCGACAAGGGAAGAUAUAUUCAAAGGCUAUAUUAUGUGUCUUCCAGUGAUGUGAAUUUUCGACCAGUCACAAAUUUGGCGCGUUUUUAGCAGGUCAACUGGCUUUCCAUCAUCAACAAAACGUAGAAGAAUUUCACUUGGAAAUUUAUUGCACGACUGUUGUUGAAAAAACUCGACUCUGAAGGCACAGAGGCGAAGUGCUGACACAAAAUUAACAGUACUGAGUGCUGUGUUUGUUGGGCCGAAGCCGUUAGCACUUUUUAUGCUGUGUUGAGUCCCAGUGUAACUGUUACAAUUUAUCCAUGAACAGACAGAAGUGAUUCUAUAAUUAGUGUCAACGGGAAUCACAGCAUUUAUUGGACAUGUUGCUCUCAUUGACAUGAUAAAAGAACACCAUCGGGAAUCACAGCAUUUAUUGGACAUGUUGCUCUCAUAGAUAUGAAAACAGAACACCUUUUUGUGUAUGUUGUGCUCAGGUAAUUGUAAGAAUUUUUGUAUUCUAAGGCACGCUGUGGAUUGCUUGUAGCGGCACAGUGAGGCUGCUCCUCUUACAAGCGACCAUGACAGUCAGCUGGUGAUGACAGUGUUAGUGGCUGUGGACAGGAACCUCAGUAUAGAUGUGUUGGAAUCUCCUUAUAGAUCCAAUAAAACUUCUUAUAAA